Molecule: messenger RNA, 375 nt
Organism: Chlorella variabilis
Lineage: Eukaryota; Viridiplantae; Chlorophyta; Trebouxiophyceae; Chlorellales; Chlorellaceae
Exons: 3
Biological process (GO): negative regulation of translation; translation
Cellular component (GO): mitochondrial large ribosomal subunit; ribosome
Molecular function (GO): structural constituent of ribosome; mRNA binding
Source: RefSeq, a predicted model, not a curated record
CUAGAGGGGCUGCGCUUGCGGCUGGUGGAUGCCAAGGGGCAGGUGGUGGGCCGCCUGGCCUCGCAGAUAGCCACCAUCCUGCAGGGCAAGGACAAGCCCACCUACCGCCCCAACGCGGACGAUGGCGAUGUGGUGGUGGUGGUGAAUGCGGGUGAGGUGGAGCUGACGGGGCGCAAGUGGGACCAGAAGCUGUACCGCUGGCACACCGGCUACCCGGGCGGCCUCAAGGAGCGCACCGCCAAGCAGAUGGCGGCCAAGAAGCCGGACGCCGUGCUGCGCGGCGCCGUGCUGGGCAUGCUUCCCAAGAACAACCUGCGGCGGUCCAUGGCCCGCAAGCUGCGCAUCUUUGCGGGGGAGCGGCACACGUUUGAGGGU